AUGAAUCAGUCUGCCGUUGGCGAGGAAAGAUUCUUCUUCAGCAAUAGAUAUCAUAUCAAGAAGAGUAUUAAAUCAAACCUUAGACAAGAUUAUGCAGGUACUGUGUGUGCUGAUAUCAACACUGCUUUAGAUCCGGCGACCAAAGCCGUGUGUGAAGAGAAACUGAAGUCUGCUAUAAGUACUUUGAUGAAUAAUGGAAGGCAGAACUACAAAAGUCUUCAAGAUAUACUUCUACGAUCAGAGCACGUGUGUGAUUGGGGCAUAGAAAAUCGGUUUACCAUGGGUCUCGUGGGGGAGCAGAUGACGGAGAGUGCUUUCUCCCAGCAUGGAAGCUGGACAAUCAUGAGC
Messenger RNA from Sphaeroforma arctica JP610, 348 nucleotides. RefSeq lists its product as hypothetical. The transcript has a single exon. The annotation marks the transcript as partial. The record is from RefSeq and is a predicted model, not a curated record. NCBI's taxonomy places the organism in Eukaryota, Ichthyosporea, Ichthyophonida.